Molecule: messenger RNA, 4845 nt
Organism: Sorex fumeus (smoky shrew)
Lineage: Eukaryota; Metazoa; Chordata; Mammalia; Eulipotyphla; Soricidae
Gene: CD109
Product: CD109 molecule
Exons: 33
Coding region: 1-4362 (1453 amino acids)
Cellular component (GO): extracellular region
Molecular function (GO): endopeptidase inhibitor activity
Source: RefSeq, a predicted model, not a curated record
AUGCAGAGCCCACUGCAGCAGCCGCUGCUGCCCCUGCUGCUGCCCGCCGCCCACCUCCUCUGCCUGUGCAGUGCAGCGCUGGCCGCGGCCCCGGGGCCCCAGUUUCUGGUGACAGCACCUGGGAUCAUCCGGCCUGGAGGAAAUGUGACAGUCGGGGUAGAGCUUCUGGAACACAGCCCCCCACAGGUCACUGUGAAGGCGGAGGUGCUCAGGAAAGCCAACAACCUCUCAGUCUCCGUGCUGGAAGCAGAAGGGGUCUUUGAAAAAGGGUCUUUCAAGACGCUUACUCUUCCAUCUAUACCUCUAAAUAGUAAAAAUGAGAUCUAUGAGCUUCACGUCACUGGAUAUGUCCAGGAUGAGAUUUUGUUCUCGAAUUUCACACGCUUAACAUUCGAGACCAAGAGAAUCUCUGUCUUCAUUCAAACGGACAAGCCCCUGUACAAGCCAAAGCAAGAAGUGAAGUUUCGUGUUCUCACCCUCUUCCCAGAUUUUAAGCCUUACAAAACUCCUUUAAACAUUCUGAUCAAGGAUCCAAAGUCAAACUUGAUUCAACAGUGGUUGUCAGUACGAAAUGAUCUUGGAGUCGUUUCCAAAACUCUUCAAUUAUCUUCCCAUCCAAUACUUGGUGACUGGUCCAUUCAAGUUCAAGUGAACGACCAGACAUAUUAUCAGGCAUUUCAGGUUUCAGAAUAUGUAUUGCCAACAUUUGAAGUGACUUUGAAGACUCCAUUAUACUUUUCUAUGAAUUCUAAGGAUUUACAUGGUACUGUCACAGCAAAGUAUACAUAUGGGAAACCAGUGAAAGGAGAUGUGACACUUAGGUUUUCACCUUUAUCCUUCUGGGGUGAGAAGAAAAAUAUUCACAAAAUUUUAAAGAUAGAUGGGUCUGCAAACUUCUCUUUUAGUGAUAAAGAAAUCAAAGAAGUAAUGGAUUUCUUGGAUGAACGUUUAGAGUACACGCAUGCAUCUCCUUUUGGUCCAGUAGAAAUUUUAGCGAUAGUGACAGAAUCACUCACAGGUAUCUCAAGAAAUGCAAGCUCCAAUGUCUUUAUUAAGCAACAUGAUUACAUCAUUGAAUUUUUUGACUAUCAUACUGCCUUGAAGCCAUCUCUUAACUUCACUGCCAAUGUGAAAGUAUUCCGCUCUGAUGACAAUCCACUGACUCUUGAAGAGAGAAAAAAUGAUGUAGUCAUAACGGUGACACAGUCGAAUCAUUCCAGCUACUCGAGCAGAGAGCACAGUACUGAUGAAAAGACAGUGGUCCAGACCAUAAAUUACACUGUGCCCCAGAGUGGAAUCUUUAAGAUUGAAAUCCCAGUCCUGCCUGAUAGCAAUGAGCUACAGUUGAAGGCCUCAUUUCUUGAUAGUGUAAACAAAAUGAAAGUUAAUGGCAUGUUUAAUUCUCCUAGUAAAACAUACAUCCAAUUACAAACAAGAGAAGAAGACAUAAAGGUGGGAUCACCUUUUGAACUGGUGGUUAUUGGUAACAAGCCAUUGAAGGAUUUAAGCUAUAUGGUAGUAUCCAGGGGACAGUUGGUUGCUGCAGGCAAGCAAAAUUCAACAACCUUCUCUUUAAUUCCAGAAAACUCCUGGGCUCCUAAAGCCUGUGUGAUUGUGUAUUAUGUUGAAAAGGAUGGGGAGAUUAUAAGUGAUGUUCUAAAAAUUCCCGUUGAGCUUGUUUUUAAAAGUAAGGUAAAUCUGUUUUGGAGCAAAGGUAAUGCGGAGCCAUCUGAGAAGGUCUCUCUUCGCAUCUCUGUGACACAGCCUCACUCUGUAGUUGGGAUCGUCGCGGUUGACAAAAGUGUGAAUCUGAUGAGUACGUCCAAUGAUAUUACGAUGGAAAAUGUGAUCCAGGAGUUGGAACUUUACAACACAGGAUAUUACUUAGGCAUGUUCAUGAAUUCUUUUGCAGUCUUCCAGGAAUGUGGCCUCUGGGUAUUUACAGAUGCAAACCUGACGAAGGAUUCAUCCGAUGGUAUUUAUGACACACACGAUUAUUAUCCUUGGAGAUUUAUGGACAAUGAAUAUGAGUUGGAAUUGCAAGAGUCUAAUGAAGCUUCUGCGUUUGACAAGCCACGGGUCAGGAAGCACUUUCCAGAGACUUGGAUUUGGCUCGACGCGGACAUGGGUUCUAGAACUUUACAAGAAUUUGAAGUGACUGUACCUGAUUCCAUCACUUCUUGGGUGGCAACUGCUUUUGUGAUCAAUGAUGAUUUCGGACUUGGACUAACAACGACCCCAGUGGAGCUACAAGCCUUCCAACCAUUUUUUAUCUUUCUGAAUCUUCCCUACUCUGUGAUCAGAGGUGAAGAAUUUGCUUUGGAAGUAACCAUAUUCAACUAUUUGAAAGAAGCAACGGAGGUUAAGGUAACCAUUGAGAAAAGUGACCAAUUUGAAAUUCUAAUGACGUCCAAUGAAGUCAACGCCACAAAGCAUGAGCAGACCAUUCUGGUUCCCAGUGAGGAUGGGAAAACUGCUUUUUUCCCUGUCAAGCCAACACAACUGGGGGAAAUUCCUAUCACAGUCACAGCUAUCUCGCCUGUUGCUUCUGAUGCUAUCACACGGAAGAUUCUUGUGAAGGCUGAAGGAAUAGAAAAGUCAUAUUCACAGGCUGUUUUAUUGGACUUGACUGACAGCAGUCUACAAACCACCACAAAAACUUUGGGUUUCUCAUUUCCUCCUAAUACAGUGAAUGGCAGUGAACGAAUUCAGAUCACAGCAGUUGGAGAUAUUCUUGGUUCUUCUAUCAAUGGUUUAGACUCACUAAUUCGUAUGCCCUAUGGCUGUGGUGAACAGAACAUGAUAAAUUUUGCUCCAAAUAUAUAUGUCUUGGAUUAUAUGACUAAAAGGAGACAACUGUCAGAAAAUUUAAAAGAAAAAGCCCUUUCAUAUAUGAGACAAGGUUACCAGAGAGAGCUUCUUUACCAGAGGGAUGAUGGCUCUUUUAGUGCUUUUGGAAAUGAAGAUAAAUCUGGAAGCACUUGGUUGUCAGCUUUUGUUUUAAGAUGUUUCAUUGAAGCGGAUCCUUACAUAGAUAUUGAUGAGAAUGUACUACACAGAACAUAUACUUGGCUUAAAAGACAUCAGAAAUCCAAUGGUGAAUUUUGGGAGCCUGGAAGAGUGAUCCACAGUAACCUUCAAGGUGGCACUAAAAGUCCAGUAACUCUUACAGCCUAUAUUGUUACUUCUCUCCUGAGAUAUAAAAAGUAUCAGCCUAAUAUUGACGUGCAAGAUUCUAUUAACUUUCUGGAAUCUGAAUUCAAUAGAGGAAUUUCAGACAAUUACACUUUAGCUCUUGUUACUCAUACUCUGUCAUUGGUGGAGAGUUUUAAAGCAAAGGAAGCUUUGGAUACGCUCAACUGGAAAGCAACUCGAGAAGGAGACGUGCAGUUCUGGGCCGCAUCAGUGUCCGAACAUCCUGACUCCUGGCAGCCGAGCUCCCAGGAUAUUGAAGUUUCAGCCUAUGCUCUGCUCUCGCACUUCCUGCAGCAUCAGGUCUCAGAAGGAAUUCCAAUUAUGAGGUGGCUGAGCAGGCAGAGAAAUAGCUUGGGAGGCUUUGUAUCUACCCAGGACACCGUUGUGGCCUUGAAGGCCCUAUCUGAAUUCGCAGCCCAAAUGAACACAGAAAGAACAAAUAUCCAGGUGAAUGUGUCGGGGCCAAGUUCACCAAAUCCUGUCAAGUUUGAGAUUGGAACACAGAAUCGCUUUGUUCUGCAGACAGCCGAGCUUGAAUUGGCACAGCCAACUGAAGUUGAUAUUUCUGCAAACGGCUUUGGAAUUGCCAUUUGUCAGCUCAAUAUUAUUUAUAAUGUGAAAGAACCAGACUCCUCUAGAAGAAAAAGGUCCAUCCAAACUCAAGAAGCCUUUGAUUUAGAUGUUGCUGUUCAUGAGAAUAAAGGUGAUACCAAUCACUUGAAUCUGAAUGUGUGCACAAGGUUUUUGGAACCAGAGAGGAGCGGCAUGGCUCUCAUGGAAGUUAACCUACUCAGUGGUUUUGCUGUGCCGUCAGAUACAAUUCCUCUCAGUGAAAUAGUGAAGAAAGUGGAGUAUGAUCAUGGAAAGCUCAACUUAUAUUUAGAUUCUGUAAAUGAAACCCAGUUUUGUGUUGAUAUCCCUGCUGUGAGAAACUUUAAAGUUUCAAAUAUACAAGAUGCUUCUGUGUCCAUCAUAGAUUACUAUGAGCCAAGGAGACAUGCAGUGAGAAGUUACAACUCCGAAGUGCAGCUGUCCUCCUGCGACCUCUGUGGAGACUCUCCCGGAUGCCUUUCCUGUGAGAACAGAGCCUCGGCCACUAUCUCUCAUUCCUUGAUCCUUUUGGUUUUGUCUUUCGUGUUUCUGAUCUCUUCGCAGCAUUGGCUGUGAUGGACUUUUUAAGGACUGAUUGUAACAUUUAGAAGUCACAUGUGAUUGUUUCAUUUUUGUAAUCAAAGAUUGCAUCUAUUUGGAGAGGUCACUUUUCCCCCCUUCCUGGGCUUAUAGGGUAGCAGGGAGGCAGAGUGGGUCUUCCCUUUGUCCGAGCAUGUCUGGACUCCGGAUGGGACAAAACGACACGGAAUGAAUGACAGAUCUCUGUUAUCUCCCCCUCUUAACAUGUUUUAGGACUGCGGUGGGGGAUGGGGGAGUGUUUGUUUCCUCCAGAAUAAAUGUUUCUGUUUUGGGUUUUUAGAUUAGUUAUUCUCUUUGCUUUUUUUUUUUUUUAGAAGAAAUGAACCUACUUUCUUAAACAUUUUGCACUGGUGUUGGUUGUAGUAUUCAAGAUGAAUUUCCUGGACUCUUUUCCAGAGAAAACAACUGGAAGAAAGAUCUUGUUCCCUUCUCUUUGCAUAUCUGCACUUGUCCUACAGC